AUGACCAUUGCGACCCUGGUGUGUCUGGUUCCUAAGCUCCAAACUCCAAUGUAUUUCUUUUUGAGUAAUCUUGCUGUUGUAGAUGUUAUGUAUGUCUCUGUUACAUUGCCAAAACUGAUCUCUAUACUCAUGACACAGGACAACCGGAUGUCUUUCUCGGCCUGUAUGACUCAGGUGUAUUUCUUCUCAUUGUCGGCUGCAGGGGACAUUUAUGUGCUGACCUCCAUGUCCUAUGACCGAUACGUAGCAAUCUGUAAGCCAUUACAAUAUUCCUUAUUCAUGAGUAAAGGUGUAUGCAUUGCAUUGGCUUUGGGUUCCUGGCUUGUAUCUGGUAUUAAUGCGAUAAUUAAUGUGUUAAUUACAUCUCUGUUAUCCUUCUGUUCCACGCAAAAUGUUAACCAUUUCUUUUGUGAGCAGAGAACAUUGUAUGCCGUUACCUCUAGUGAUACUACAAGCAGAGACAUACUUCUGGUGUUUCAGAACAUGUAUGUGGCGGCUUUACCUUUUUUGUUUAUUAUAACCUCCUAUGUGUUCAUCAUCUCCGCCAUACUGCAUAUUCAAACCUCAGAGGGGCGACGCAAAGCUUUUUCUAGCUGCUCCUCCCACCUCAUCACGGUGAUCAUAUUCUUCGGUCCAAUCAUUAUAUUGUACACUAAACCAAAAUCUGAACAUUCCAAAGAGAUGGACAAUUUGUUUUCAAUUCUGUAUACGGCGGUGGUUCCAAUGCUUAACCCAUUUGUCUACACUUUGAGGAACAAAGAUAUAUUAGAAGCCAUGACUAAUUUAGCAAGAACAACAAUCUCAUUUUUGAUGGAAUAA
Molecule: messenger RNA, 819 nt
Organism: Rana temporaria (common frog)
Lineage: Eukaryota; Metazoa; Chordata; Amphibia; Anura; Ranidae
Product: olfactory receptor 5V1-like
Exons: 1
Coding region: 1-819 (272 amino acids)
Biological process (GO): G protein-coupled receptor signaling pathway
Cellular component (GO): membrane
Molecular function (GO): G protein-coupled receptor activity; olfactory receptor activity
Source: RefSeq, a predicted model, not a curated record